Molecule: messenger RNA, 774 nt
Organism: Cokeromyces recurvatus
Lineage: Eukaryota; Fungi; Mucoromycota; Mucoromycetes; Mucorales; Mucoraceae
Product: NLI interacting factor-like phosphatase-domain-containing protein
Exons: 2
Coding region: 1-774 (257 amino acids)
Molecular function (GO): phosphoprotein phosphatase activity
Source: RefSeq, a predicted model, not a curated record
AUGACCAAAAGGUUUGCACCAAAAAAGUCGUAUUUCGAUAUUGUUCAUGUUGAUUCAAAGACAUUAAAGGCACCAUUAAAGAAUCAACAACUUUUGAUUCUCGAUCUAAAUGGCACCCUUGUGUCGAGAGUACGAAAACGCUCGAUGUAUGUUCGUCCCUAUAGUAACAAAUUUUUUAAUUACAUUUUCGAUAAUUUUGAAAUCAUGAUAUGGUCAAGUGCUCAGCCAGAUUCAGUUCAUAAUAUGUGUCGUAUGUUUCCAAAGGAAAAGAAGGAAAAAAUAUCCCUCAUUUGGGAUAGAAAGAGUUUUGGCUUGUCUACAAGAGACUAUCAUCAAAAGGUAUUAACGAUAAAAGACCUGGAUAAAGUAUGGGAACAGUUUGGUGGAAGAUAUGAUGCAACCAAUACAAUUUUAUUAGAUGAUUCACCGAAAAAGACACAAUUACAGCCUUACAAUUCUAUUCAUCCUAAAGAAUUUGAUCAUAACUCAAAGGGAUUUAUUUUAAACGGAGAUUCUGAAUUAUUACAAAUUUUAGAUUACUUGAAAGUUUUACAGUUUCAAAGUAACGUGGCAAAUUAUAUUAAAAAUCAACCUUAUAAAAAAAGAGAAGAAAAUAGAACAGAAGAAGAAGAAGAGAGUCAUUUAGUAGAGUUUUACGCUUUUUCUGAUGAUUACGAAAAGCCUGAAAAUAGACUACGACAACAAAAGAAGAAAGGAGAACCAGAAACAAUAACUGUCAUAACAGAUAAAAUGUCAAAUUUAGCAGUUUGUUAA